Molecule: messenger RNA, 1371 nt
Organism: Porites evermanni
Lineage: Eukaryota; Metazoa; Cnidaria; Anthozoa; Scleractinia; Poritidae
Source: the annotation of a GenBank genome assembly
GUUCUUCUAGCACCUGACUAUCUGACUGUGACAGAUCAAGGCUCUCAUGAAAUCACCGAUGUGAAGAAUCCUGGAGGAGCCUUGAUACAAGCAGUUGGAGAUGGAGAAAACGAUGACACCUCUGCUAUCCAAGCCAUCCUCGACCAAGCAGCAGGUUCCACUCAUAACAAGGUUUUCUUUCCUCCUGGCGAAUACUUGAUCAGCCGAGACAUUGUCAUACAAAACUCUGUGGAACUCCACGGAACAGAGAUCGGUAUUGCGGUCAUCAAGGCGUCGACUCCCUAUGCCAGGAAAUUGUACAAUGCUUUACCAGUACAAUCGGUCAUAUUGAAGAAUUUGUACCUCGAUGGAAUUCUUGUGAAUUUUGAUGGUGGGAACAAUGCUAAGCCUACAAAGAAUAUCACAGUUUUUAAUUGUGUAUUCUUUUCUACGGCGAGUCCCAGCGCCAACAACUUAAGCGAUGGACAAUUGACCUUCAGGCGUCUUAGAGACGGUGCAGUGGACAAAUGCAUCUUCUUACGCGGCCCGCAUGCAUUCGGUGUGGCCUCCAAAUUCUUUCGAACAAAACGUGUUCAAAUUCGCAACAACGUUUUUGGCCUUGAUUUGAGCAAGGUAGACUGGCUGUCAACCGAACUUGAGCCAGGGCAACACUGGACUGAACAAAAACAAAAACUUCAAUUCCUUCAGAAUAGCUAUCAUCUUGCAGAUGACCAAGGCUUCUUUAAAUGCUCUCUUUAUGACGCUUACGAUGAAGAAAUGCGUAUAAGUCAAAAUGUUUUCAACGGAAGUCCCAAUACUGGCUCUCUUCACAAAGACCACGCGAUGUAUCUCAAAGGGUUCGACGGGGUGGAAGUUGCUGCUAACUAUGUCCGAGGUUGGCCAGCUGAUCCCUCAGGAGGCAUCAAAGCGCGAAAUGGCAAAAACCUUAUCAUUGCCCGCAAUUAUAUCGAUGACACGGGUAUUCUGCUAUACACUCACGAUCCGCACGACACGAGUCUCCACCAUGGACUGGAGAACGUUGUAACCUACGGGAAUCACAUUGUACAACGAAGCAACCCCGGGCAUCGUGCAAGCGGCAUAAGCUACUACGAGCGCCAUUUUACUGGUGUGGAUAAGAACCUCACGUAUUCUGCUAAUCAGUUUGAGAUCGUUGACGUGAGUGACCCGACUAGUUAUACAUGCAUCUGGCUGACCAAUGGUGACCUGUCUCAUCAUCACGUGUACAAAGACAACGUGUAUUACGGCACAACGACCAAAGUGAAGUUACAAGCUCGCCAUGAAACUCCAUCGUUUGAGACAGGAAACAUCGAUGUUUCUAUUCCAUCUCGCUACAGUUAUCCCGUCUAUGAGUUGAAUAUUCCACCUUAUUAG